Molecule: messenger RNA, 1547 nt
Organism: Suricata suricatta (meerkat)
Lineage: Eukaryota; Metazoa; Chordata; Mammalia; Carnivora; Herpestidae
Gene: TUBG1
Product: tubulin gamma 1
Exons: 10
Coding region: 146-1348 (400 amino acids)
Biological process (GO): meiotic spindle organization; mitotic sister chromatid segregation; cytoplasmic microtubule organization
Cellular component (GO): nucleus; centrosome; spindle
Molecular function (GO): GTP binding; structural constituent of cytoskeleton
Source: RefSeq, a predicted model, not a curated record
CGCCAUCGCCAGAACUCAGUUCUCAUUGGAGCGGGGAAAGUUCGAGGGCGGAGCAGGUUGUUUGGCGCCUGCGUCGUGCAGCUAGCGGCUAGCGAGCCGCGGCUUGGCUGGCGGGAGCGGCUGCGGCACGGGUGCUGGAGGAACGAUGCCGAGGGAGAUCAUCACCCUACAGUUGGGCCAGUGCGGCAAUCAGAUUGGGUUCGAGUUCUGGAAACAACUGUGCGCCGAGCAUGGUAUCAGCCCCGAGGGCAUCGUGGAGGAGUUCGCCACUGAGGGCACUGACCGCAAGGACGUCUUUUUCUACCAGGCAGACGAUGAGCACUACAUCCCCAGGGCGGUGCUGCUGGACCUGGAGCCCCGGGUGAUCCACUCCAUCCUCAACUCCCCCUAUGCCAAGCUCUACAACCCGGAGAACAUCUACCUGUCAGAGCACGGAGGAGGGGCUGGCAACAACUGGGCCAGUGGAUUCUCUCAGGGAGAGAAGAUCCACGAGGACAUUUUUGAUAUCAUAGACCGGGAGGCAGAUGGCAGUGACAGUCUAGAGGGCUUCGUGCUGUGUCACUCCAUUGCUGGGGGGACAGGCUCUGGCCUGGGCUCCUACCUUUUAGAACGACUGAAUGACAGGUACCCCAAGAAGCUGGUACAGACAUAUUCAGUGUUUCCCAACCAGGACGAGAUGAGCGAUGUGGUGGUCCAGCCCUACAACUCCCUGCUCACGCUCAAGAGGCUGACCCAGAAUGCAGACUGUGUGGUGGUGCUGGACAACACGGCCCUGAACCGGAUCGCCACAGACCGCCUGCACAUCCAGAACCCAUCCUUCUCCCAGAUCAACCAGCUGGUGAGCCCCCACUUGUGGACUGGAAGCCCUCCUUCCUGGAGUGCCAUCUGGGGAAGGGAGGCCCCGCCCCAGACGGGCCGGGAUCGCCAGACCAACCACUGCUACAUCGCCAUCCUCAACAUCAUCCAGGGGGAGGUGGACCCCACCCAGGUCCACAAGAGUCUGCAGAGGAUUCGGGAACGGAAGUUGGCCAACUUCAUCCCCUGGGGCCCUGCCAGCAUCCAGGUGGCCCUGUCAAGGAAGUCUCCCUACCUGCCUUCAGCCCACCGGGUCAGUGGGCUCAUGAUGGCCAACCACACCAGCAUCUCCUCGCUCUUCGAGCGGACCUGUCGCCAGUACGAUAAGCUGCGGAAGCGCGAGGCCUUCCUGGAGCAGUUCCGCAAGGAGGACAUCUUCAAGGAGAACUUCGAUGAGCUAGACACGUCCAGGGAGGUUGUGCAGCAGCUCAUUGACGAGUAUCAUGCAGCCACGCGGCCAGACUACAUCUCCUGGGGCGCCCAGGAGCAGUGAGUCCCCCAGGGCCGGGACCUCAUCUGCCUUACUGGUUGGCCCAGGCCCCGCCUGACUGACCACGGCCUCAGACACAGAUCAGGGACCUCACACAUCUCUUCCUCAUAAACACACAUGCACAUACUCUGUAUUGGCCUGGGGACACAUUUGUCUCCUGAUGAGACUAUUUAUGUUGAAUAAAGCACCGGACAUAAAUCAA